AAAAAAAAAAAAAAGUGGAAACAGGAAAGUGUGUGUCUGAAGAAGGGUGAAAAAAGGUGGAGGAUCUGUGACUAUGGGAUGUUGGGCGGGCGAGGGAGCACUGCCGGGGCAUUUGGUCUGCGAAGAACUUAGCAAACUCUCCUUUUUUCAGCUCCUCAGGUCUUUCUCUUGUCGGGGACCUUUCCAGCGUCCUCCACCUCCACCACCACCACCUCCUCCUCGAUCCCUGUCCUCUUCUCUCAUCUCCGGAGGCUUCACCGAAAAAUUUCCAAGCCAGUAGUUAUAGAGAGCAGUUCGUUCUUCUAAUUAAGUUUCCUUUUCUCCCAAGUGUGGCAGAGAAAUCUAUGAUUUGUGGUGUUUUACUCUUCGUAUGAUUGAUCUUGCGAUCGGAUUCUCUCUGAAAUUUCUAAUCACAGAUGAGGAGAGCUAGUUUGAGUUGUUUUUGCGAGCUUGUGAUCCUUGAAAGGUGCGACUUGAUUUGCUUUGUUUUGUGAAAAAUGGUAAAGAGCUUUCAAACUUAUUCACAGUGAGCCGUUACUUGUAAGCGAGUGAAAGAUUGUCGGAAUCCUUCCAAUGAAGGCGCCGGCGACUGCUAACACAAGUGAAGGAGAGAGAAAAAGCAUCAACCCUGAGCUAUGGCACGCGUGUGCCGGACCGCUUGUCACUUUGCCGCCGGUCGGGAGCCUGGUCGUGUACUUUCCUCAGGGUCAUAGCGAGCAGGUUGCAGCUUCUAUGCAGAAGGAUAUAGAUGCACACAUUCCAAACUACCCGAAUCUGCCUCCGAAGCUGAUAUGCCUUCUUCAUAAUGUUACGCUGCAUGCAGAUCCAGAAACAGAUGAAGUUUAUGCUCAGAUGACACUACAACCUGUUUCCUCUUAUGACAAGGAGGCAUUACUGGCUUCAGAUCUUGAACUUAAACAAAAUAAACCACAAACAGAGUUCUUCUGCAAGACUUUGACUGCAAGUGAUACAAGCACUCAUGGAGGUUUCUCCGUGCCCCGCCGUGCAGCAGAGAAGAUUUUCCCUCCUUUGGAUUUCUCUCAGCAGCCACCUGCUCAAGAAUUAAGAGCUAGAGACUUGCAUGAUAAUGUAUGGACAUUCCGGCAUAUCUUCAGAGGCCAACCCAGAAGGCACUUGCUCACGACAGGUUGGAGCCUAUUUGUAAGUGGAAAAAGGCUCUUUGCUGGUGAUUCUGUCUUAUUUAUUAGAGAUGAAAAGCAGCAGCUUCUCUUGGGCAUUAGGCGGGCUAAUAGGCAACCUACAUUUAUAUCGUCAUCGGUAUUAUCAAGUGAUAGUAUGCAUAUUGGCAUCCUGGCAGCUGCCGCCCAUGCAGCUGCAAACCACAGCCUAUUCACUGUGUUUUACAAUCCACGAGCUAGUCCAUCAGAAUUUGUGAUUCCUUUAGCCAAGUGCUAUAAGGCUGUCUAUGGCUACCAAAUAUCUCUGGGAAUGCGAUUUCGGAUGAUGUUUGAAACUGAAGAAUCAGGCACCCGAAGGUAUAUGGGAACAAUAACAGGCAUCAGUGAUCUUGAUCCAGUAAGGUGGAAGAACUCACAAUGGCGUAAUUUGCAGGUUGGCUGGGAUGAGUCCACAGUGGGAGAAAGGCGCAAUCGGGUCUCACUAUGGGAGAUUGAACCUGUUGUGGCUCCAUUUUUCAUUUGUCCGCCACCUUUUUUCAGAUCCAAGCGCCCAAGGCAGCCAGGAAUGCCAGAUGAUGAGUUUGAUCUAGAGAACCUUUCCAAUAGAACAAUGCCUUGGCUUGGUGAUGAUAUCUGCAUAAAGGAUCACCAGUCCCAGAAUGCUGUAAUGCCAGGCCUGAGCUUAGUCCAGUGGAUGAAUAUGCAACAGAAUCCUUUCCUCAGUAGCUUGACCUUGCAACCCGACUACAUGCGUGCUCUAACUGGACCUGUUCUCCAGAACCUUGCUUCAGCAGAUCUUUCUCGUCAGUUGCAGCAACACAACUUACAAGUCAAUGUUCAGAGGCUGCCACAGCAAGCAACACAGAUUGACACACUGGCAAAGUUACCAACCACAUUGAGCCAAUUAGACUCAGUUAUGCGACCACAGCAGCAGCUGGGAGACAUGAGUCAGCAGCCUAGAAAAAACUUAAUUAAUCAAGCAUUUCCUCCUAAUCAAACUCCGGCACAAUUACUACAGUCUCGAGUUUUGAUGCAGAGCCACAAUCUUCAUCAGCAACAACCGCUUAUCCAAAACCAUCAACUUCAUGCAAACCUUCCUCAGAUUACCCAGCAGCAGCAACAGCGGCAGCAACAGCAGCAGCAGCAGCAAUUUACUAGUCAAAACCAGCAGCAGAAUCAUAUGGAAGCUCAACUCUUACAAGUUAACCAACAGUUACAGAUGUCAGAACAUCAGAUUCAAUUGCAACUGAUUCAGAAGCUUCAGCAGCAACAGCAGUCAUUCUUGUUGCAGCAAUCUAUGCAGCAACAACAUCCACAGCUGACCCAACUCCAAGAGCAGCAGAGGCAGCUGUUAGAAGUGCCUCAAAAUUUAUCAACUCCGUCUACCUCGAGCUUGCAUUCUCAGCCAGAAAUUAUCCCACAGCAGAUGCCAAAGAAUAAAAGGCAACCAAGUGUUCGGUUCUCUCCUUCAACCCUGCAGAGUCAACCACAAACAAAGCUUCAGCAGCAGCAACCAGGCAUGCUGGCAGAGUUGCCUGGACAGAUGUUACUUCCUUUAGCCUCGACAGAAAAUCUUCUCUCAACCGGAGGUGGAGCACAGUCAGGUCUUAAUGAUGACAUUCCACCAUGUUCCACAUCCCCUUCAACAAACAACUGUUCCCAUGUAGCCCUGCCAGUCACAUGCAGUAAAACCCAACGCAGCCCAGCAUUGCCAGAGGAAAUCGCUCAAUCUGCAGCAACACUCUUGAAACCUGGUACUUUGGAAGCCAUGUCAGCAGCUCCUAACUUAGUGAAGGAGUCGCAGCAGAAGCCUGAUAUCAAGCCUUCUGCAUCAGCAUUGCCUGCAUCUAAGAGUCAGGGUCAAGGGGUUUUUGCCCCACAAAUGUAUGUUAAUGCUGCAGCGCAGAUUGAUUACUUGGAGUCAUCCUCUUCGGCAACAUCAGUUUGCCUUUCACAGAAUGAUGGGCCUUUACGGCAGAACUUCCAAAUGUCAUCUUUCAAUCCCCAGUCAGUAUUGUUCAGGGACACAAGUCAGGAUGGGGAAGUUCAGGCAGAUCCAAGUAAUAAUGUUCUGUUUGGGGUGAGCAUUGAUGGUUCAAUGGGAAUGCCUUCAACUCCUGAUCCUUUGAUGGUGAAGGGCAUAGAGUCUGGAAAGGAUUUCCCAAAUCAUCUCUCUUCAGAUGGCAUGUUUUCCAACCAUGGAAACUCCAAAGAUCCUCAGCAGGAACUGUCAUCCUCAAUUGUUUCUCAAUCGCUUGGGGUUCCAGAUAUCCCAUUUAAUUCAAUUGAUUCUACCAUCAAUGAUGGUGGCUUCUUAGGCAGGGGUCCAUGGGCUCCGCCACCUCAACUACAGCGGAUGCGAACGUUCACCAAGGUGUACAAGCGUGGAGCUGUUGGACGAUCGAUUGAUAUUACCCGUUAUUUAGGCUAUGAAGAACUGAAACAAGAUUUGGCUCGUAGAUUUGGCAUAGAAGGACAGCUUGAGGAUCGUCAGAGAAUAGGCUGGAAACUGGUCUAUGUAGACCAUGAGAAUGAUGUUCUACUAGUUGGGGAUGAUCCUUGGGAGGAGUUUGUUAGUUGCGUUCGUUGCAUCAAGAUAUUGUCCCCUCAAGAAGUCCAGCAGAUGAGCUUGGAUGGAGAUCUGGGGAAUGGUGCCCUUCCAAAUCAGGCCUGCAGCAGUUCAGAUGGUGGAAAUGCAUGGAGAAAUGGUAACUUUGACCAGAAUUCUGGCAACCCUUCCACUGGGUCGUAUGACUGCUGAAGUGUGGUUGGAAUCCUACCUGGCUUAUAAGAGUAAGGUGUGUAUCAGUGCAUUCAUUAUGGUUUACCAGCCGGAGAAUUGUUAUGUAGGUCACUUGUAGCUGAUUUUUCACCUCAGAGCCUUCAGUGGAGCCCUCUGACUGCAUGAAGUAGUUUGUGGGAGGUGCAAACAGUAGUGAAUUAAUCAUCCGUAUGUAAAGAAAUCCCUUGUGCAGUGGCCUUUGAUUAGUUCCAACGAUAAAAAUUGAAAAAGCAACAGUAAUUCAAGUAGCCCAAAUUUUUAUUAGGGUUCUGCUAUAGUUUGUUAAUUUUUUAUAGCUUGUACAGUGGUCCUAUAGCUGCUCAGUUGAUUACAGUUAGCUAGUUCUGGUUAUAAUAUCAAAAUUUACCCCUUCCAGAAAGUAUUGCACGAAGCAAUGGUGCAAAAUUUGCUA
Macadamia integrifolia is the source of this 4333-nucleotide messenger RNA. RefSeq names its product auxin response factor 19-like. Gene Ontology annotation, molecular function: protein binding; DNA binding. The coding region runs from base 574 to 3900 and encodes 1108 amino acids. Gene Ontology annotation, biological process: regulation of DNA-templated transcription; response to hormone. The record is from RefSeq and is a predicted model, not a curated record. The transcript is spliced from 14 exons. Gene Ontology annotation, cellular component: nucleus. Lineage: Eukaryota; Viridiplantae; Streptophyta; Magnoliopsida; Proteales; Proteaceae.